Molecule: messenger RNA, 2687 nt
Organism: Mya arenaria
Lineage: Eukaryota; Metazoa; Mollusca; Bivalvia; Myida; Myidae
Product: pre-mRNA-splicing factor 38B-like
Exons: 8
Coding region: 155-1525 (456 amino acids)
Cellular component (GO): precatalytic spliceosome
Source: RefSeq, a predicted model, not a curated record
GUCAUAUCGAAAACGAGGCAGCAAACCGAAAAUCAAGAAAUAUCGAGGACAAAAACAGAAACUGAAUUAAUUGUACUUGAGUUGUUCAAUUCAUAGGUAUAUUUGAUAAGGCUGUGGUCAGGGCUGAGGUGCUUCUUGUUGACUUGCUGUCAUCAUGGCGCCUAACAACACCCUGGCGAUCUGGGGAAAUGAGAAGACGAUGAAUCUCAACUCUCUCAUUCUCACAAACAUCCAGUCCUCACCAUACUUCAAGGUUCAACUAUAUGAAUUGAAGACCUACCAUGAAGUGAUAGACGAGAUUUACUACAAAGUGAGUCACCUAGAACCCUGGGAGAAGGGCAGUCGCAAGACAGCUGGCCAGACAGGCAUGUGUGGAGGGGUCCGAGGUGUAGGUGCUGGUGGUAUUGUGUCCAGUGCCUACUGUCUGCUGUAUAAGCUGUUCACACUGCGACUCACAAGAAAGCAGCUCAAUGGUCUCCUAGAUCACUCAGACUCCCCAUAUAUUCGUGGCCUUGGAUUCAUGUACAUCAGGUAUUCUCAAGACCCCAAGGACAUGUGGGACUGGUACGAGCCUUACCUGGACGAUGAUGAGGAAGUUGACGUGAAGGCUGGAGGAGGUCAUAGUAUCACGAUAGGGGAGAUGCUACGUCAGUGGCUCGUGAAGCUUGAAUGGUACUCAACGCUGUUUCCCCGCAUCCCGGUACCCGUGCAGAAGGACAUUGACGUGAAAAUGCGGGCUCGAAAUGCAGGACAACGUCCUCCAAUGAUCGAAGAAGAGGCACCGCAGCAUAUCGCAGAUGAAGAUGUAAGCUUUGGUGAAGCUGAACAGUACGCUUCAAAUGCUGCCACCAGGCAAAGGUCACCAACACCGCCGUACAAAUCCCGCCCCCGCACUCCGCCCCCACGACCCAGGUCACCCCCUCGUAGAUCUCCUCAUCGCUCACCUCUGAGAAGGGAAAGGUCUCCUCCACGCCACAGGGACAGGUCACCUUUACAUAACAGGGACAGGCACCAUCGCUCUCGGUCACCUAGACGUGCAGAUGAACCUUCAGACUUCGCUGCAGAGCUACAGCGGGAAAAGAAACGCCAGGAUCGUCAUAGAGAUCCCGGCAGAUCUCAUCGAGACAGGUCACGUGAUCGUGAGAGGGAGAGGGAAAGAUCACGAGAUCAAGAACGGGUUUCUUCACGACGGGAUUCGCCAGAGAAGGAAGAAGAGCCAGAAGAUCCAAUUGACUUUAUAAAGGCCUUGCUGGCGGAGAAAGAGCGCCAAAAACAACAGAUUGCUCGACGACUUGCAGGAGAUCUCCUAGAACCAUUGGAACAGCCAGAUAAAUCGAAAAAUGCCAAGGAAUCUAAAGAUAAGGUUAAGGAGCAUAAGCAUUCUAAGAAGAGGUCUCGCUCGAGGGAACGGUCCAGUAAGCAUAAGUCUAGCAAACACAGGUCACGAUCUCGGGAACGCAAGAAGCAUAAGCAUAAGAGCAGGAAACGAUCUGUGUCACCGAGCGCCAGUAAGGUUGGACGGUGAUGGGCGUGAUUAAAUCAGGGAUCUUGUCAGAAUUUUUUUAAUUAUGUUAAUGGCAUGGUAUUGUUACUGAAGAAGUUCAAUUAAAUCAUUUCAUAAAGAUUUGCAACUAUUUAAAAUGCAUGAAUUUCAUUUUGCCAAUUUGGUGUGAAAAGCAUGUUAAACAUCUUAGGAUUCAGUGAUCUCUUAUUUUUUUUAUACAUUAACAUGUAUUUAUAACAAUUAAUUUUAAAGGUUCUAAAUGUUUUAAACGCAUAAUUCUGAAUUUUUUUCUUUUGAGUGUAAAUUUUUCAGUGGAAACUUUUUCAGUAACAAUACUUUGGUUGACGAUUUCACUUUUAUACAUAUACAUCAUUCAAAGACAUAUCUGUUUCGCAUUGUUGAAUGAAAGUAUGAUAUUGCAUAUUUUAAGUUUUGGUUGUUUUAAUGGUGUAUAAGUUGAUACAAACAGCCUUUUAUGUGUGAUGCUGGAUGUGUAUCAAUUUAAUAUGUGCAAACUAGGUGAUCUGAAAGUUUGCUUAAUCUUUUCAAGACCAAGAACUCCCUGACAAAGCAAAUGUAAGUUUUAUUGUGGGAGCUGAUGUGUUUUUAUGGAUGUAAACAUUCAAGUUGCUAUGGAUAAUCAGCGUAAAAAGUUUUCCAGGUUUACACACCCAUUGCAAGCGCUUUGUUGCUGCUAAAAUGUGCUGCUAAAUAAAAAGAAAAAACACUAAUGCAAAAUAAGUGAUCAAAUUUGUACAUUCUUUGUGGAUUCCUUGUGAAAAUACAUUUUAAUAAACCACAGAAUUUCACAUUAUCAUUUUAGCUUGUCUGUUUUUCAAAGGUCUGUUUUUCAAAGGAGAAAGUUAAAUUCUCACAGCCUUAAAGAAUGGUUGUGUUAAGUGGCAUUGAAAAACUAACCUUAAACUUUUGAAGAUGACUAUUUGAAACUCAAUAUACAUAUAUGGAUAGAUGCGCAAAUAUAAAAUCUUCUGGGAAAAACUUCAGCGUGACAGGCUGAUGUAACAUAUUUUAUUUACCAAAUUGUUAACAGACAAGUGUUGGCAACCACUUGUUAGGGUUCAUGUUUUAAAUGGAUCAACAUGUGUUUGCACCAAGCAAUUGUAAGUUUUAUGUUAUUGUUGUAUAUAUUCAUUUUAGAACUCUCAAUAAAAAUUGAACAUAA